AUGUCGAUGAAGAGGAGUGUCUUCAAAAAGGCCAGCCCCAACAACAAGAUUGUAGUUUAUCUUGGCAGACGGGACAUAUUCGAUGAUCUGACAACUGUGGAUCCCAUCGAUGGCGUGAUCACUAUGGAUCAGGCUUAUGUAAAGGGUCGCAAGAUUUAUGCGCGGAUCCAAUGUGCCUUUCGGUAUGGUCAAGAAAAUCUGGACAACAUAAUGACAGGCGUGACGUUUAUGAAAGAAUUUUUCAUCAACACAGAUCAGAUUUAUCCGAUAGAUAAACGCAAGCCACAGCAUAAACUGACAAUAGUGCAGGUAUGUCUUGGUCUUUACCAUUUUUUCGCCACUGUGUAG
Protopolystoma xenopodis is the source of this 348-nucleotide messenger RNA. The record is from the annotation of a GenBank genome assembly. NCBI's taxonomy places the organism in Eukaryota, Metazoa, Platyhelminthes, Monogenea, Polystomatidea, Polystomatidae.